GUUACACUCACCAGCGCUGUGCUUGUCGGCCAGCAUAACGUUCAGCGAUGGCAUCCGCGCCUCGCUGCUUGCAGGCAACGUCAACUUCGCGGUUAAACCCCGCGCCCCUCGUACCCUUACAACACAUUCCAUCUUGUGUCACUCGCGCACAAUGUUUGCGAGACCAUCGUGUCAAGCGCACCAGACCACUUGUGGUCCCAGCUGCCACUCGUUCAGACCGAGCACUCCCCGCAGCUGAGGCCUCUCACAUCGGGAGCCGGCGAGCGGCCUUGUUAGCUCUUGCUGCAUCUGGACUUGGAGCGUUGGGGGGCGGGGGCCUGCUGCUGCCGGAGGGUGCGGAGGCAGCCCUGGCAGCUGGCGUGGCGUGCCCGGGCAUGAACGGCUACGCACUGCAGCAGUGCCUCAGAGAGGCACGCAAAGCCAAGGAGGCGGCGGAGGCGGCGGCGGACGCCGAGGGAGGCACGCUGGGCAGCGGCGGUGGCGGCGCGGACUCUGUGCGGGAGGAGCGGCUCAAGUACCGGCAGUUCGAGCAGCCGGGGACGCUGGUGACGCUGCCGAGCGGCCUGCAGUACCGUGAGCUGCUGGAGGGCAGCGGGCCGGAGGCGGCGCUGGGAUCCGUGUGCGAGGUGUCGUACGUGGUGUACCGCCUGGCCUCGGGGGCCUACUACAAGUACAGCAGCGGCGGCACCCCCGUGUUCCUGUUCAGCCUGGGGUAUGGCAAGGAGGGCAAGGACGACGUGGGGCAGACCUACAGGUUCAGGCUGGGCGACCCCAACAGCCUGCCCGCCGCGGUGACGCCGGCGCUGGUGGGCAUGCGGCAGGGCGGCAAGCGGCGAAUCCUGGUGCCGCCGCGGCUGGGCUGGGUCAGCGACAAGGUGGGUCCGCGGCCCGACACGUUUGGCGGCGGGCGGCGGCUGGAGGGGCACAAAGACGAGCCGCUGCUGUUUGAGGCAGAGCUGGUGCGAGUGCGGACACAGGGCACAACGCCCGAGGGAGCUGGAGCGGGGGUGGCGGAGCAGCAGGCGCUGCCGCGCGGGGGCCUGUUCCGGAUGCCGGCCCCGCCCACCUACUACGGCCAGCAGCAGUAGCAGCAGUAGCAGCAGUAGCAGCAGUAGCAGCAGCAGUAGCAGCAGUAGCACCGGUAGCAGCGGCAGCAACGGGUAGCAGCGGUAGCAGGGUACGGGAGAAGGUGUGGAAGGUGGCAGAGGAUGCGGGACUCCCAACUGAACUCAUGAAGUGGAUGGUCAAGUUGGGAAGAGAUUGUCAUGUUGACAGUUCGCAGUUGGCACUUGGCGGUGGGUGAGGCGGAGGCAGCGUGGGAAGGGGCAACUCUUCGACUACCGCCUGAGGCGAUGCGGCACAAACAGGCGCGACAAAAGCAUGGGCUUAAUCUCGGCGCGGGCCUGUCGCCUGACAAGGAGUACAAGAGGUGU
This is a messenger RNA of Chlamydomonas reinhardtii, 1433 nucleotides long. RefSeq lists its product as uncharacterized. Gene Ontology annotation, molecular function: peptidyl-prolyl cis-trans isomerase activity. Gene Ontology annotation, cellular component: thylakoid; chloroplast. Bases 375 to 1088 code for a protein of 237 amino acids. The record is from RefSeq and is a predicted model, not a curated record. The transcript is spliced from 6 exons. NCBI's taxonomy places the organism in Eukaryota, Viridiplantae, Chlorophyta, Chlorophyceae, Chlamydomonadales, Chlamydomonadaceae.